UGCAGGGUGCUUGCAGAGCGUGGUGCAGGCUGCUCCAGGGUUGCCAGCAUGGAGAAAAGCAGCAUGGCUCAGUCCAAGGGCACAGUGGUCCUCGCCUACAGCGGGGGCCUCGACACCUCCUGCAUCCUGGUGUGGCUGAAGGAGCAAGGCUAUGAUGUUAUCGCCUACCUGGCCAACAUUGGGCAGAAGGAAGAUUUCGAGGCAGCACGAAAGAAAGCGCUGGCACUGGGGGCCAAGAAGGUUUACAUCGAGGAUGUCAGCAGGGAGUUCGUGGAGGAGUUCAUCUGGCCAGCAGUGCAGGCCAACGCGCUCUACGAGGACCGGUACCUGCUGGGCACGGCGCUGGCACGGCCCUGCAUCGCCCGCAAGCAGGUGGAGAUCGCUCAGCGGGAGGGAGCCCAGUACGUCGCCCACGGGGCCACGGGCAAGGGCAAUGACCAGGUUCGGUUCGAGCUCUCCUGCUACGCCCUGUGUCCCAAAAUCAAGGUCGUUGCACCGUGGAGGCUGCCCGAGUUUUACCAGCGCUUCCCUGGGCGCCGGGAGCUGAUGGAUUAUGCCAAGAAACAUGGGAUCCCGGUGCCUGUGACACCCCAGACACCCUGGAGCAUGGAUGAGAACCUCAUGCACAUCAGCUACGAAGCCGGGAUCCUGGAGAACCCCAAGAAUCAGGCUCCCCCCGGGCUCUACACGAAGACCCGUGAUCCGGCCACCUCUCCCAACACCCCGGAUGUGCUGGAGAUCGAGUUUGAGCGGGGUGUCCCAGUGAAGGUCACCAACACUGGGGACGGAGCCACUCGUUCCUCGGCCCUGGAGCUCUUCGUGUACCUGAACGACAUCGCGGGCAAGCACGGGGUUGGGCGCAUCGACAUCGUGGAGAACCGCUUCGUCGGGAUGAAGUCCAGAGGUAUCUAUGAGACCCCAGCGGGAACGAUCCUAUACCACGCGCAUUUAGAUAUCGAGGCCUUCACCAUGGACCGGGAAGUGCGGAAAAUCAAGCAGGGGCUCGCCUUGAAAUUCUCCGAGCUGGUGUACAACGGGUUCUGGCACAGCCCCGAGUGCGAGUUCCUCCGGCACUGCAUCAGGCGCUCACAGGAGCCUGUGGUGGGCACCGUCCGCCUCUCCGUCUUCAAGGGCCAGGUCUACAUCCUGGGCAGGGAGUCCCCAAGGUCCCUGUACAACGAGGAGCUGGUGAGCAUGAACGUGCAAGGGGACUAUGAGCCUGCUGAUGCCACCGGCUUCAUCAACAUCAACUCACUGAGGUCUGUGGGGCAGAGAGGGACCCUCCUCAAUGCUCUGGGGGUACACCAAGGCCCCCCACCGAGCUCUCCCUGA
This is a messenger RNA of Empidonax traillii (willow flycatcher), 1332 nucleotides long. RefSeq names its product argininosuccinate synthase 1 (gene ASS1). Lineage: Eukaryota; Metazoa; Chordata; Aves; Passeriformes; Tyrannidae. The record is from RefSeq and is a predicted model, not a curated record. Gene Ontology annotation, biological process: urea cycle; L-arginine biosynthetic process. Gene Ontology annotation, molecular function: ATP binding; argininosuccinate synthase activity. Gene Ontology annotation, cellular component: cytoplasm. The transcript has 15 exons. Bases 49 to 1332 code for a protein of 427 amino acids.